This is a messenger RNA of Cydia strobilella, 14603 nucleotides long. RefSeq names its product titin-like. NCBI's taxonomy places the organism in Eukaryota, Metazoa, Arthropoda, Insecta, Lepidoptera, Tortricidae. The record is from RefSeq and is a predicted model, not a curated record.
UCACCAAGGCACCGAGAUCCUUUACGAGCUGACCGGAGAGAGAGAUAUUGAAAAGGCGAUGAAAUAUUGCGAGAGGGUCACCAAGAUAACAGAUCGCAAAAAGUUGAUUGAGUUCAUCAAUGGAUGCCGCGGCUCUAGGGAGUGGAAGUACGUUAUCUCCUUCAUGAAGCAGCUCGAAGGGUCUGCGUUGAUCGAGAUAUUUGUAGAAAUCCUGCAUGUGCUGACAAACGAAACCGAUGUGUUCAAGGCGUAUGCGAUUUUGGAGCGCCUCACGGGCCACGCUGACUUUGAUGCCGUCUACGAGAUUCUCGAGAAGAUUUCCAGCGGCAAAAAUUCCCAUGAAAUAGCUGAUUUCUUCAGGCACGUUUCUCAUACCAAUGGUUUGGACGGUAUACGUAUUCAGGUGGACAAGCUGACGGGAGGAGAAGGGUCGCAGGAGUUCCCUGAGGUGUUGGGCGUGUUGAUGCCAGAAAUCGAUCUGAAGGGUUGUCUCGACCUGUUUAUUGCGUCGAUCAGAGCUAGUGAUAUGGGUGAGGCCGUCGUCGAAUUCAACAAAAUCAUGGGCGAGAAGCAGUUCUCACAGAGCAUCACAAUCAUCAAGAAGAUCACCGGACAAAAACAAUUCAAAUAUGCAUUGGAGGAGCUAACACACGAAUGUAACAAACUCAGUCUCAAAGUGGUGAUUGAGACGUUAUACAAGAUCACUGGACGACGCAAUAUGUUGGACGUUGAUAUCAUCUUCAACGAGGUCUUCGAAAUUGACAAUAUGGUGACCCUCAUCAAAAGGAUCAACAAGAUUUCGAAGAAGAUAGACGCGCUCACCUUCUUCGAGUCGCUGCUGGAGAUCACACAGACCGAGACCAUCCAGGACGCCAGUGUUCAGCUCAAGAAGCUCACCACCAAGAAAUUGUCAACAAUGGUUCUCUUGGAAGAAAUCCGGACGAAGUCAGGACACGACGACAUCAUUGACUUCUUCAGGCGCCUCAUCGAAUACACCUCUACCAAAUCUGUCCAGGAGGCAUGGGAGAUAAUGGUCACCUACAUCACAGUGAUAGAUAUCUUCGAAUUCUUCGAGAAGAUAUACAAAUACACCCGUAUCCAGGUGAUCACGUUCAUCGAGACCAUCAUGAAAGUCACCAACUCCAGCAACUUCACGCUGGCCAUCUCCAAGCUGAACAGGCUGACGGGCGAGAAGUGUAAGUGUCACAAGAUCUACAAGUACACCCGUAUCCAGGUGAUAACGUUCAUCAAGACCAUCAUGAAAGUCACCAACUCCAGCAACUUCACGCUGGCCAUCUCCAAGCUGAACAGGCUGACGGGCGAGAAGUAUUUAUUCGAGUCUAUCAGAGUCAUCUGGGAAAUAAUCGAAAUUGAUAUUGUCAAGUUCUUUGAAAUCAUUAUCACCAUCAGCAAGAAGUUUAAUUUCGAGGAAGUAAUUGUCAUUAUUCAAGAAUACACUAAAACUACUGAUUUCAUAGACGCACUCAAGCGGAUUAGAGAAGCGACUGGAGAAACAGAUAUUGUUAAGUGUAUCGAAUACAUCAAACAAAACAAGCCAUGCAAAAUUUCAACCACUAUGACCACAACGUCCACAACCACAACAACGACGACCGAAGAGCCAACGACUACGACAAUCGGUAAACCAGGACAACCAGGUGAUAUUGAUGAAACCGACAUCGAAAAGAAAAAAAGGAUAAUCAAAUCAAAGAUUGAGGAAGACGACGAGGAAACUGAGGAGGAAAGGGAGAUCCGCAUCAAGAAACACGAAGAAAUAGAAGAAGAGGAAUAUUAUGAAGAUUACGAGGAUAGCAAUGGUGUACGUCACAGGCGACGCCGCCCUGGCAAGCCAGGCAAACCGGCUCAACCUAGUCAGCCAGGUCAACCAGGCAGUACGCCACAACAACCAAGCAAGCCUGAUCACACAGGCAGCACGCCACAACAACCAGGCAGGCCUCAGCAACCAAGCAAGCCUGACCACCCAGGCAGCACGCCACAACAACCAGGCAGCCCUGAGAAACCAAGCAAGCCUGACCAAACAAGCAGCUCGCCACAAAAACCAGGCAAGCAUGAGCAACCAAGCAAGUCUGACCAACCAGGCAGUAAACCAGGACAAUCAGGUGAUAUUGAUGAAACCGACAUCGAAAUGAAAAAGAGGAUAAUAAAAUCAAAAAUUGAGGAAGACGAUGAGGAGACCGAGGAGGAAAGGGAGAUCCGCAUCAAGAAACACGAAAAAAUAGAAGAAGAGGAAUAUUAUGAAGAUUACGAGGAUAGCAAUGGUGUACGUCACAGGCGACGCCGCCCUGGCAAGCCAGGCAAACCGGCUCAACCUAGUCAGCCAGGUCAACCAGGCAGUACGCCACAACAACCAAGCAAGCCUGAUCACACAGGCAGCACGCCACAACAACCAGGCAGGCCUCAGCAACCAAGCAAGCCUGACCAACGAAGCAAGCUUGACCACCCAGACAGCACGCCACAACAACCAGGCAGGCCUGAGCAACCAAACAAGCCUGACUACCCAGGCAGCACGCCACAACAACCAGGCAUGCCUAAGCAACCAAGCAAGCCUGACCACCUAGACAGCACGCCACAACAACCAGGCAGGCCUGAGCAACCAAGCAAGCCUGACCGACCAAGCAAUCCUGAUCACCCAGGCAGCAAGCCACUACAACAAGAGGAGGAGGAGGCCGAGGAAGAAAGAGAGCUCCGCAUCAAGAAGAAGAAGGAGACGGAGGAGACCGAGGGAGAAAGAGAGCUCCACAUCAAGAAGAAGAAGGAGACAGAAAAACAAGAGACGGAGGAGACCGAGGAAGAAAGAGAGCUCCUCAUCAAGAAGAAGAAGGAGACAGUAAAAGAAGAGGAGGAGAAGGCCGAGGAAGAAAGAGAGCAAUCAAGCAAGCCUGACCAUGAAGGCAGCACGCCACGACAACCAAACAAGCCUGACCACCCAGACAACACGCCACAACAACCAGGCAGGCCUGAGCAACCAAGCAAGCCUGUCUACCCAGGCAGCACGCCACAACAACCAGGCAGGACUGAGCAACCAAGCAAGCCUGACCACUCAGGCAGCACGCCACGACAACCAAGCAAGCCUGAUCACACAGGCAGCACGCCACAACAACCAGGCAGGCCUCAGCAACCAAGCAAGCCUGACCAACGAAGCAAGCUUGACCACCCAGACAGCACGCCACAACAACCAGGCAGGCCUGAGCAACCAAACAAGCCUGACUACCCAGGCAGCACGCCACAACAACCAGGCAUGCCUAAGCAACCAAGCAAGCCUGACCACCUAGACAGCACGCCACAACAACCAGGCAGGCCUGAGCAACCAAGCAAGCCUGACCGACCAAGCAAUCCUGAUCACCCAGGCAGCAAGCCACUACAACAAGAGGAGGAGGAGGCCGAGGAAGAAAGAGAGCUCCGCAUCAAGAAGAAGAAGGAGACGGAGGAGACCGAGGGAGAAAGAGAGCUCCACAUCAAGAAGAAGAAGGAGACAGAAAAACAAGAGACGGAGGAGACCGAGGAAGAAAGAGAGCUCCUCAUCAAGAAGAAGAAGGAGACAGUAAAAGAAGAGGAGGAGAAGGCCGAGGAAGAAAGAGAGCAAUCAAGCAAGCCUGACCAUGAAGGCAGCACGCCACGACAACCAAACAAGCCUGACCACCCAGACAACACGCCACAACAACCAGGCAGGCCUGAGCAACCAAGCAAGCCUGUCUACCCAGGCAGCACGCCACAACAACCAGGCAGGACUGAGCAACCAAGCAAGCCUGACCACUCAGGCAGCACGCCACGACAACCAAGCAAGCCUGAUCACACAGGCAGCACGCCACAACAACCAGGCAGGCCUCAGCAACCAAGCAAGCCUGACCAACGAAGCAAGCUUGACCACCCAGACAGCACGCCACAACAACCAGGCAGGCCUGAGCAACCAAACAAGCCUGACUACCCAGGCAGCACGCCACAACAACCAGGCAUGCCUAAGCAACCAAGCAAGCCUGACCACCUAGACAGCACGCCACAACAACCAGGCAGGCCUGAGCAACCAAGCAAGCCUGACCGACCAAGCAAUCCUGAUCACCCAGGCAGCAAGCCACUACAACAAGAGGAGGAGGAGGCCGAGGAAGAAAGAGAGCUCCGCAUCAAGAAGAAGAAGGAGACGGAGGAGACCGAGGGAGAAAGAGAGCUCCACAUCAAGAAGAAGAAGGAGACAGAAAAACAAGAGACGGAGGAGACCGAGGAAGAAAGAGAGCUCCUCAUCAAGAAGAAGAAGGAGACAAUAAAAGAAGAGGAGGAGAAGGCCGAGGAAGAAAGAGAGCAAUCAAGCAAGCCUGACCAUGAAGGCAGCACGCCACGACAACCAAACAAGCCUGACCACCCAGACAACACGCCACAACAACCAGGCAGGCCUGAGCAACCAAGCAAGCCUGUCUACCCAGGCAGCACGCCACAACAACCAGGCAGGACUGAGCAACCAAGCAAGCCUGACCACUCAGGCAGCACGCCACGACAACCAGGCAUGCCUGACCACCCAGACAGCACGCCACAACAACCAGGCAGGCCUGAGCAACCAAGCAAGCCUGACCACUCAGGCAGCACGCCACGACAACCAGGCAUGCCUGACCACCCAGACAGCACGCCACAACAACCAGGCAGGCCUAAGCAACCAAGCAAGCCUGACCACUCAGGCAGCACGCCACGACAACCAGGCAUGCCUGACCACCCAGACAGCACGCCACAACAACCAGGCAUGCAUGAGCAACCAAGCAAGCCUGACCGACCAAGCAAGCCUGACCACCCAGGCAGCAAGCCACUACAACAAGAGAAGGAGGAGGCAGAGAAAGAAAGAGAGCUCCGCAUCAAGAAGAAGAAGGAGACAGUAAAAGAAGAGGAGGAAGAGACCGAGGAAGAAAGAGAGCUCCGCAUCAAGAAGAAGAAGGAGACAGAAAAACAAGAGACGGAGGAGAACGAGGAAGAAAGAGAGCUCAUCAAGAAGAAGAAGGAAACAGUAAAAAAAGAGGAGGAGAAGACCGAGGAAGAAAGAGAGCUCCGCAUCAAGAAGAAGAAGGACACAGAAAAACAAGAGACGGAGGAGACCGAGAAAGAAAGAGAGCUCAUCAAGAAGAAGAAGGAAACAGUAAAAGAAGAGGAGGAGAAGACCGAGGAAGAAAGAGAGCAACCAAGCAAGCCUGACCACUCAGGCAGCACGCCACAACAACCAGCCAUGCCUGAGCAACCAAGCAAGCCUGACCACUCAGGCAGCACGCCACAACAACCAGCCAUGCCUGAGCAACCAAGCAAGCUUGACCACCCAGACAGCACGCCACAACAACCAGGCAGGACUGAGCAACCAAGCAAGCCUGACCACACAGGCAGCACGCCACGACAACCAGGCAUGCCUGACCACCCAGACAGCACGUCACAACAACCAGGCAAGCAUGAGCAACCAAGUAAGCCUGACCGACCAAGCAAGCCUGACCACCCAGGCAGCAAGCCACUACAACAAGAGAAGGAGGAGACCGAGGAAGAAAGAGAGCUCCUCAUCAAGAAGAAGAAGGAGACAGUAAAAGAAGAGGAGGACGAGACCGAGGAAGAAAGAGAGCUCCGCAUCAAGAAGAAGAAGGAGACAGAAAAACAAGAGACGGAGGAGACCGAGGAAGAAAGAGAGCUCAUCAAGAAGAAGAAGGAAACAGUAAAAGAAGAGGAGGAGAAGACCGAGGAAGAAAGAGAGCAACCAAGCAAGCCUGACCAUCAAGGCAGCACGCCACGUCAACCAAGCAAGCCUGACCACUCAGGCAGCACGCCACAACAACCAGCCAUACCUGAGCAACCAAGCAAGCCUGACCACUCAGGCAGCACGCCACAACAACCAGCCAUGUCUGAGCAACCAAGCAAGCUUGACCACCCAGACAGCACGCCACAACAACCAGGCAGGACUGAGCAACCAAGCAAGCCUGACCACUCAGGCAGCACGCCACGACAACCAGGCAUGCCUGACCACCCAGACAGUACGCCACAACAACCAGGCAUGCCUGACCACACAGACAGCACGCCACAACAACCAGGCAGGCCUAAGCAACCAAGCAAGCCUGACCACUCAGGCAGCACGCCACAACAACCAGGCAUGCCUGACCACCCAGACAGUACGCCACAACAACCAGGCAUGCCUGACCACCCAAACAGCACGCCACAACAACCAGGCAUGCCUGACCACCCAGACAGCACGCCACAACAACCAGGCAGGCCUAAGCAACCAAGCAAGCCUGACCACUCAGGCAGCACGCCACGACAACCAGGCAUGCCUGACCACCCAGACAGCACGUCACAACAACCAGGCAAGCAUGAGCAACCAAGUAAGCCUGACCGACCAAGCAAGCCUGACCACCCAGGCAGCAAGCCACUACAACAAGAGAAGGAGGAGACCGAGGAAGAAAGAGAGCUCCUCAUCAAGAAGAAGAAGGAGACAGUAAAAGAAGAGGAGGACGAGACCGAGGAAGAAAGAGAGCUCCGCAUCAAGAAGAAGAAGGAGACAGAAAAACAAGAGACGGAGGAGACCGAGGAAGAAAGAGAGCUCAUCAAGAAGAAGAAGGAAACAGUAAAAGAAGAGGAGGAGAAGACCGAGGAAGAAAGAGAGCAACCAAGCAAGCCUGACCAUCAAGGCAGCACGCCACGUCAACCAAGCAAGCCUGACCACUCAGGCAGCACGCCACAACAACCAGCCAUACCUGAGCAACCAAGCAAGCCUGACCACUCAGGCAGCACGCCACAACAACCAGCCAUGUCUGAGCAACCAAGCAAGCUUGACCACCCAGACAGCACGCCACAACAACCAGGCAGGACUGAGCAACCAAGCAAGCCUGACCACUCAGGCAGCACGCCACGACAACCAGGCAUGCCUGACCACCCAGACAGUACGCCACAACAACCAGGCAUGCCUGACCACACAGACAGCACGCCACAACAACCAGGCAGGCCUAAGCAACCAAGCAAGCCUGACCACUCAGGCAGCACGCCACAACAACCAGGCAUGCCUGACCACCCAGACAGUACGCCACAACAACCAGGCAUGCCUGACCACCCAAACAGCACGCCACAACAACCAGGCAUGCCUGACCACCCAGACAGCACGCCACAACAACCAGGCAGGCCUAAGCAACCAAGCAAGCCUGACCACUCAGGCAGCACGCCACGACAACCAGGCAUGCCUGACCACCCAGACAGUACGCCACAACAACCAGGCAUGCCUGACCACACAGACAGCACGCCACAACAACCAGGCAGGCCUAAGCAACCAAGCAAGCCUGACCACUCAGGCAGCACGCCACAACAACCAGGCAUGCCUGACCACCCAGACAGUACGCCACAACAACCAGGCAUGCCUGACCACCCAAACAGCACGCCACAACAACCAGGCAUGCCUGACCACCCAGACAGCACGCCACAACAACCAGGCAGGCCUGAGCAACCAAGCAAGCCUGACCACUCAGGCAGCACGCCACGACAACCAGGCAUGCCUAAACACCUAGACAGCACGCCACAACAACCAGGCAUGCCUGACCACCCAGACAGCACGCCACAACAACCAGGCAGGCCUAAGCAACCAAGAAAGCCUGACCACUCAGGCAGCACGCCACAACAACCAGGCAUGCCUGAGAAACCAAGGAAGCUUGACCACCCAGGCAGCACGCCACAACAACCAGGCAGGACUGAGCAACCAAGCAAGCCUGACCACUCAGGCAGCACGACACGACAACCAGGCAUGCCUGACCACCCAGACAGCACGCCACAACAACCAGGCAAGCAUGAGCAACCAAGCAAGCCUGACCGACCAAGCAAGCCUGACCACCCAGGCAGCAAGCCACUACAACAAGAGAAGGAGGAGGCAGAGGAAGAAAGAGAGCUCCGCAUCAAGAAGAAGAAGGAGACAGUAAAACAAGAGACGGAGGAGACCGAGGAAGAAAGAGAGCUCCUCAUCAAGAAGAAGAAGGAAACAGUAAAAGAAGAGGAGGAGAAGACCGAGGAAGAAAGAGAGCUCCGCAUCAAGAAGAAGAAGGAGACAGAAAAACAAGAGACGGAGGAGACCGAGGAAGAAAGAGAGCUCAUCAAGAAGAAGAAGGAAACAGUAAAAGAAGAGGAGGAGAAGACCGAGGAAGAAAGAGAGCAACCAAGCAAGCCUGACCACUCAGGCAGCACGCCACGACAACCAGGCAGGCCUGACCACCCAGACAGUACGCCACAACAACCAGGCAGGCCUAAGCAACCAAGCAAGCCUGACCACUCAGGCAGCACGCCACGACAACCAGGCAUGCCUGACCACCCAGACAGUACGCCACAACAACCAGGCAUGCCUGACCACCCAGACAGCACGCCACAACAACCAGGCAGGCCUAAGCAACCAAGCAAGCCUGACCACUCAGGCAGCACGCCACGACAACCAGGCAUGCCUGACCACCCAGACAGUACGCCACAACAACCAGGCAUGCCUGACCACCCAGACAGCACGCCACAACAACCAGGCAGGCCUAAGCAACCAAGCAAGCCUGACCACUCAGGCAGCACGCCACGACAACCAGGCAUGCCUGACCACCCAGACAGUACGCCACAACAACCAGGCAUGCCUGACCACCCAGACAGCACGCCACAACAACCAGGCAGGCCUAAGCAACCAAGCAAGCCUGACCACUCAGGCAGCACGCCACGACAACCAGGCAUGCCUGACCACCCAGACAGUACGCCACAACAACCAGGUAUGCCUGACCACCCAGACAGCAUGCCACAACAACCAGGCAGGCCUAAGCAACCAAGCAAGCCUGACCACUCAGGCAGCACGCCACGACAACCAGGCAGGCCUAAGCAACCAAGCAAGCCUGACCACUCAGGCAGCACGCCACGACAACCAGGCAUGCCUGACCACCCAGACGGUACGCCACAACAACCAGGCAUGCCUGACCACACAGACAGCACGCCACAACAACCAAGCACGCCUAAGCAACCAAGCAAGCCUGACCACUCAGGCAGCACGCCACGACAACCAGGCAUGCCUGACCACCCAGACAGUACGCCACAACAACCAGGCAUGCCUGACCACCCAGACAGCACGCCACAACAACCAGGCAGGCCUAAGCAACCAAGCAAGCCUGACCACUCAGGCAGCACGCCACGACAACCAGGCAUGCCUGACCACCCAGACAGUACGCCACAACAACCAGGCAUGCCUGACCACCCAGACAGCACGCCACAACAACCAGGCAGGCCUAAGCAACCAAGCAAGCCUGACCACUCAGGCAGCACGCCACGACAACCAGGCAUGCCUGACCACCCAGACAGUACGCCACAACAACCAGGCAUGCCUGACCACCCAGACAGCACGCCACAACAACCAGGCAGGCCUAAGCAACCAAGCAAGCCUGACCACUCAGGCAGCACGACACGACAACCAGGCAUGCCUGACCACCCAGACAGCACGCCACAACAACCAGGCAAGCAUGAACAACCAAGCAAGCCUGACCGACCAAGCAUGCCUGACCACCCAGGCAGCAAGCCACUACAACAAGAGAAGGAGGAGGCAGAGGAAGAAAGAGAGCUCCGCAUCAAGAAGAAGAAGGAGACAGUAAAACAAGAGACGGAGGAGACCGAGGAAGAAAGAGAGCUCCUCAUCAAGAAGAAGAAGGAGACAGUAAAAGAAGAGGAGGAAGAGACCGAGGAAGAAAGAGAGCUCCGCAUCAAGAAGAAGAAGGAGACAGAAAAACAAGAGACGGAGGAGACCGAGGAAGAAAGAGAGCUCAUCAAGAAGAAGAAGGAAACAGUAAAAGAAGAGGAGGAGAAGACCGAGGAAGAAAGAGAGCAACCAAGCAAGCCUGACCACUCAGGCAGCACGCCACAACAACCAGCCAUGCCUGAGCAACCAAGCAAGCCUGACCACUCAGGCAGCACGCCACGACAACCAGGCAUGCCUGACCACCUAGACAGUACGCCACAACAACCAGGUAUGCCUGACCACCCAGACAGCAUGCCACAACAACCAGGCAGGCCUAAGCAACCAAGCAAGCCUGACCACUCAGGCAGCACGCCACGACAACCAGGCAGGCCUAAGCAACCAAGCAAGCCUGACCACUCAGGCAGCACGCCACGACAACCAGGCAUGCCUGACCACCCAGACAGUACGCCACAACAACCAGGCAUGCCUGACCACACAGACAGCACGCCACAACAACCAGGCAGGCCUAAGCAACCAAGCAAGCCUGACCACUCAGGCAGCACGCCACAACAACCAGGCAUGCCUGACCACCCAGACAGUACGCCACAACAACCAGGCAUGCCUGACCACCCAAACAGCACGCCACAACAACCAGGCAUGCCUGACCACCCAGACAGCACGCCACAACAACCAGGCAGGCCUAAGCAACCAAGCAAGCCUGACCACUCAGGCAGCACGCCACGACAACCAGGCAUGCCUGACCACCCAGACAGCACGCCACAACAACCAGGCAAGCAUGAGCAACCAAGCAAGCCUGACCGACCAAGCAAGCCUGACCACCCAGGCAGCAAGCCACUACAACAAGAGAAGGAGGAGACCGAGGAAGAAAGAGAGCUCCUCAUCAAGAAGAAGGAGACAGUAAAAGAAGAGGAGGACGAGACCGAGGAAGAAAGAGAGCUCCGCAUCAAGAAGAAGAAGGAGACAGAAAAACAAGAGACGGAGGAGACCGAGGAAGAAAGAGAGCUCAUCAAGAAGACGAAGGAAACAGUAAAAGAAGAGGAGGAGAAGACCGAGGAAGAAAGAGAGCAACCAAGCAAGCCUGACCAUCAAGGCAGCACGCCACGUCAACCAAGCAAGCCUGACCACUCAGGCAGCACGCCACAACAACCAGCCAUGCCUGAGCAACCAAGCAAGCCUGACCACUCAGGCAGCACGCCACGACAACCAGGCAUGCCUGACCACCCAGAUAGCACGCCACGACAACCAGGCAUGCAUGAGCAACCAAGCAAGCCUGACCGACCAAGCAAGCCUGACCACCCAGGCAGCAAGCCACUACAACAAGAGGAGGAGGAGGCCGAGGAAGAAAGAGAGCUCCGCAUCAAGAAGAAGAAGGAGACAGAAAAACAAGAGACGGAGGAGACCGAGGAAGAAAGAGAGCUCCUCAUCAAGAAGAAGAAGGAGACAGUAAAAGAAGAGGAGGAAGAGACCGAGGAAGAAAGAGAGCUCCGCAUCAAGAAGAAGGAGACAGAAAAACAAGAGACGGAGGAGACCGAGGAAGAAAGAGAGCUCAUCGAGAAGAAGAAGGAAACAGUAAAAGAAGAGGAGGAGAAGACCGAGGAAGAAAGAGAGCAACCAAGCAAGCCUGACCAUCAAGGCAGCACGCCACGACAACCAAGCAAGCCUGACCACUCAGGCAGAACGCCACAACAACCAGGCAUGCCUGAGCAACCAAGCAAGCCUGAGCACUCAGGCAGCACGCCACGACAACCAGGCAUGCCUGACCACCCAGGCAGCACGCCACAACAACCAGGCAGGCCUGAGCAACCAAGCAAGCCUGACCACUCAGGCAGCACGCCACGACAACCAGGCAUGCCUGAGCAACCAAGGAAGCUUGACCACCCAGGCAGCACGCCACAACAACCAGGCAUGCCUGAGCAACCAAGCAAGCUUGACCACCCAGACAGCACGCCACAACAACCAGGAUGGCCUGAGCAACCAAGCAAGCCUGACCACUCAGGCAGCACGCCACGACAACCAGGCAUGCCUGACCACCCAGACAGCACGCCACAACAACCAGGCAUGCAUGAGCAACCAAGCAAGCCUGACCGACCAAGCAAGCCUGACCACCCAGGCAGCAAGCCACUACAACAAGAGGAGGAGGAGGCCGAGGAAGAAAGAGAGCUCCGCAUCAAGAAGAAGAAGGAGACAGAAAAACAAGAGACGGAGGAGACCAAGGAAGAAAGAGAGCUCCUCAUCAAGAAGAAGAAAGAGACAGUAAAAGAAGAGGAGGAAGAGACCGAGGAAGAAAGAGAGCUCCGCAUCAAGAAGACGAAGGAGACAGAAAAACAAGAGACGGAGGAGACCGAGGAAGAAAGAGAGCUCAUCAAGAAGAAGAAGGAAACAGUAAAAGAAGAGGAGAAGACCGAGGAAGAAAGAGAGCAACCAAGCAAGCCUGACCAUCAAGGCAGCACGCCACGACAACCAAGCAAGCCUGACCACCCAGACAGCACGCCACAACAACCAGUCAUGCCUGAGCAACCAAGCAAGCCUGACCACUCAGGCAGCACGCCACAACAACCAGCCAUGCCUGAGCAACCAAGCAAGCUUGACCACCCAGACAGCACGCCACAACAACCAAGCAGGCCUGAGCAACCAAGCAAGCCUGACCACUCAGGCAGCACGCCACGACAACCAGGCAUGCCUAAACACCUAGAGAGCACGCCACAACAACCCGGCAUGCCUGAGCAACCAAGCAAGCUUGACCACCCAGGCAGCACGCCACAAAAACCAGGCAUGCCUGAGCAACCAAGCAAGGUUGACCACCGAGGCAGCACGCCACAACAACCAAGCAAGCCUGACCACCCAGAAAGCACGCCACAACAACCAGGCAGGCUUGAGCAACCAAGCAAGUCUGACUACCCAGUCAGCACGCCACAACAACCAGGCAUGCCUGAGCAACCAAGCAAGCUUGACCACCCAGACAGCACGCCACAACAACCAGGCAGGCCUGAGCAACCAAGCAAGCCUGACCACUCAGGCAGAACGCCACAACAACCAGGCAUGCCUGAGCAACCAAGGAAGCUUGACCACCCAGUUAGCACGCCAGAACAACCAAGCAUGCCUGAGCAACCAAGCAAGCCUGACCGACCAAGCAAGCCUGACCAACCACGCAAACCUGACCAACCAGGCAGCAAGCCACUACAACAAGAGGAGGAGGAGGCCGAGGAAGAAAGAGAGCUUCGCACCAAGAAGGAGAAGGAGACAGAAAAACAAGAGAAGGAGGUGACCGAGGAAGAAAGAGAGCUCCACAUCAAGAAGAAGAAGGAGACAGAAAAACAAGAGAAGGAAGAGACCGAGGAAGAAAGAGAGCUCCGCAUCAAGAAGAAGGAGACAGAAAAACAAGAGAAGGAGGUGACCGAGGAAGACAGAGAGCUCCACAUCAAGAAGAAGAUGGAGACAGAAAAACAAGAGAAGGAAGAGACCGAGGAAGAAAGAGAGCUCCGCAUCAAGAAGGAGAAGGAGACAGAAAAACAAGAGAAGGAGGUGACCGAGGAAGAAAGAGAGCUUCGCACCAAGAAGGAGAAGGAGACAGAAAAACAAGAGAAGGAGGUGACCGAGGAAGAAAGAGAGCUCCACAUCAAGAAGAAGAAGGAGACAGAAAAACAAGAGAAGGAAGAGACCGAGGAAGAAAGAGAGCUCCGCAUCAAGAAGAAGGAGACAGAAAAACAAGAGAAGGAAGAGACCGAGGAAGAAAGAGAGCUCCGCAUCAAGAAGAAGGAGACAGAAAAACAAGAGAAGGAGGUGACCGAGGAAGACAGAGAGCUCCACAUCAAGAAGAAGAUGGAGACAGAAAAACAAGAGAAGGAAGAGACCGAGGAAGAAAGAGAGCUCCGCAUCAAGAAGGAGAAGGAGACAGAAAAACAAGAGAAGGAGGUGACCGAGGAAGAAAGAGAGCUUCGCACCAAGAAGGAGAAGGAGACAGAAAAACAAGAGAAGGAGGUGACCGAGGAAGAAAGAGAGCUCCACAUCAAGAAGAAGAAGGAGACAGAAAAACAAGAGAAGGAAGAGACCGAGGAAGAAAGAGAGCUCCGCAUCAAGAAGAAGGAGACAGAAAAACAAGAGAAGGAGGUGACCGAGGAAGACAGAGAGCUCCACAUCAAGAAGAAGAUGGAGACAGAAAAACAAGAGAAGGAAGAGACCGAGGAAGAAAGAGAGCUCCGCAUCAAGAAGGAGAAGGAGACAGAAAAACAAGAGAAGGAGGUGACCGAGGAAGAAAGAGAGCUCCGCAUCAAGAAGAAGAAGGAGACAGAAAAGCAAGAGAAGGAGGAGACCGAGGAAGAAAGAGAGCUCCGCAUCAAGAAGAAGAAGGAGACAGAAAAGCAAGAGAAGGAGGAGACCGAGGAAGAAAGAGAGCUCCGCAUCAAGAAGAAGAAGGAGACAGAAAAGCAAGAGAAGGAGGAGACCGAGGAAGAAAGAGAGCUCCGCAUCAAGAAGAAGAAGGAGACAGAAAAACAAGAGACGGAGGAGACCGAGGAAGAAAGAGAGCUCCGCAUUAAGAAGAAGGAAACUGAAGAGAAGGUGGAGAUUAUCUCGGAACAGUUCGCUUCAGGUAAGAAACCAACAGCGCCCGGGGCUCCGGUGGCGCCCGCGGCCCCAGAGGCUCCGGUGGUACCCGCGGCCCCGGUCGACGAGAAGAAGGGAGGCAAGCUGGCGCUCCAGAAGGGCACUAAAGAAAUCAUGCACGCCUUAGAAACCAACAUGAACCUCAAGAUCCUGAUGCUGCCUAACGGCGCUCACGGCAAGAACUGCUUCUGCACGUGCGAUAACACCGCCGCGCCUAAAAUCAUUCCUCUGUCGGCUCUGCCACCGCAGGUCGCCGAGAUUGCCCCUAAAAAUAACUAAAAUCAUAGAC